Messenger RNA from Ilyonectria robusta, 1674 nucleotides. RefSeq lists its product as uncharacterized. Gene Ontology annotation, molecular function: protein kinase activity. NCBI's taxonomy places the organism in Eukaryota, Fungi, Ascomycota, Sordariomycetes, Hypocreales, Nectriaceae. The transcript has 3 exons. The record is from RefSeq and is a predicted model, not a curated record. Gene Ontology annotation, biological process: protein phosphorylation. Bases 1 to 1674 code for a protein of 557 amino acids.
AUGCCACCAAUCUCAGAGCCACAGCUGUCUCAAGAGCCUAUUGGAGAUGUAUUAGAGAUCAGCUCCGAUCCCAUCCAAGCGGAACUCAGCGGCUGCGUCUUCCGCCAUGUCAAGGGCUUCUACGCCAAGUAUUUCGAAAACCAUCCUUGGUCGGCAGCAGCGGAAGAGGCGGCGCACUUGGUCAACCCGAAUUCCGCCCGCGCCCUUUGUCGAGAUUUCCUGGAGCUUCAAUCUCUGGACUCUUUUUCGGCCUGGCUCGCCAGGCUUCAGUCAACGUUCCUUGCCGAGGGACACAUCGCCCAUCACUUUCCAAGCCGACAAGUCAACAUCUCCGAUAGCUCACUCAGAGCCAUCGUAUACCUCAUGGCGUCGUCGGACAGAUCCGAGUCCAGCAGUCCUUCUCCUACAGCUGAUGCGCGGGUAUUCGGUGACUGUAGCGUCGACGCCUCAGACACCGGUCCUGAGUGUGUCUCGCGCUUCUGUGAGACUGCUCGCCAAGUAUUCCAGGCCCGGCCAACUCGAAGAUUUCUGCACGGCUUCCAGAUUUGCGGCUCCACGAUGGAGUUGUGGGUGUUUGAUCGAUCUGGGGCGUACAGCAGCGAGAAGCUGGACCUGGUGCAGCGGCCGGAUCUACUGAUUAGAAUCAUGGCUAGCUACGCGAUGAUGAGCGACGAUGAAGUAGGCUUCAAUUCAUUCAUCCGGCACGAUGGACUAGGGAACAAGCCCAUCGCGGCACCGCAAUAUCUCGUCGGGCCUGGCACGACCUGCUAUGCGGCAAGGACAUCAAAUUCCCAGACGGCGGAAUUUGUUGUCAAGUUUGCCUGGAGGGAGGACUCAAAUCAUACGGAGCGUAAGCUGUUAGAGUUGACGAAAGAACGCAAUGUUUGGGGUGUCAUCAAAGCUCUUGGGUGGCAGGAUCUCGACAGCAUCAGAGAUCUGCGGGAAGAAAAAGACUAUGUUCCACCAUUCCUCAAUCGUACGUUCUCUUGCAUCACGACCUCACCUCUUGGACGAUCAAUCAACAAGUUCCAGAGUGUCCAGGAGUUUCUGGAGGCAUGCCGAGACAUUGCAAAGGCGCUCAGAUCUCUCUAUCAAGAUGGGAAGAUUCUCCACCGAGAUAUUUGCGUCAAGAAUCUGAUCAUCCCCGCACGACUCAACGAAGGAGAUCCAAAGGGCGUUCUCAUCGAUCUCGAUGGCGCACUAGAUCUUGAAAAGGGUCCAGCGAGGAGCGGAGAGCUUGUUGGAUCCGAGGGCUUCAUGGCCAUCGGCAUCCUUACUGGGGCUCAACACACGUAUCGACAUGACCUGGAAUCGUUAUUCUAUGUACUCCUCUGGGUUGCCAUCUGCAACGACCGCGAACACGAUGACGCGAGAUCAUUGAGAUACCAACCAGAGACAAGCCGGCUUUGGGGAUGGUGCUCCACAGACUUCAGGUCCGUGUCGCGAAACAAGUCGGCGGACAUGAGCCCGGAAGGGUUCUUGAGAAUCCUCGGCGAAUUUUCGACCGAGUUCAAGCCUUUGAGAGGCUUGGCCAGAGAGCUUCGACAGUUAUUGUUCCCCAUACGGGAUGGGUAUCUCUUUACAGGAAGCGAUAUGGAUCAGGAUGGGAUCAACAGACUGUAUGAUGGAAUCAUCGAUGCAUUUAAUCGGUCGAUCGCCUCUCAGCCCAUAUAA